UGUUAUAUGCUCAGAUGGUAGGCCAAAGGUUCCAGCCGCCAAAACCUUUCAAACUUCCUCACAAGGCUUCCAAUGAGUAUCAAGCCGCUGAACUAGGAAUGAAAUUGGCAUGUGGGUUCGAGAUACUGUGCACAGAUAAGUAUUUCGCCGAAUCGCAAACCAAAUCCGACGAUUUGGACACUGAGAAAUACCCUUUUGAUUUGGACUCAUCGUGGCGAGCGUUUCACGCCAAUCUAUUAUCGCGUAGUUAUUAUCGCGGUGAAAUACCGGGAUCUAAAUUGUACAAACAGUUGGACGAUGUUGCUAAGAAACAAUUCUUGCAAAAUAAAAGCCAACCGAUUUCAACCUACGAUGAAAUAAAAAUCUCUUCUUCUCCAGUAGAACAAAUUAACGAAAUACUGAGUAGACCAUUAGUCUCAGAUGAAUUACUGACAGCGGACAAGAUACAGGAUGACGAUUCGUGGUUGAACGUUGAUCCAAAACAGUUGGAGGACUUGCUUGAAGCAACAAAAGGUCAUAUGGGGUAUAUGGAUUAUGAACAACCAAAAGAAGGCAAUUCAGACGACGAAUUAAAUGUAUUUGAUUUAACAAACAUGAUCGAUAAACUGGAGAGUUUUAUGGACGAUGAAGUUGCGGGUAUCGAAGGUGCCGAGUUUAACGACGAACAUGACUCUGAUGAAGAUUUUGAAGAUUUCGGUAUUAAUGGAAAUGAUCAAAUUCAAUUUGAGCCCACCGAGUUCCUAAGAAUAAUGCGGCAAACGUUGGGGAUUACGGAUGAGGAAUAUAGAGAAUUGGCAAAUGCAAAGAUAAAGUUACAACAAGAUGAACUGGAACAAUACGCAAAAGAUCAGUCACAGUACACCACCACCGGAGCAUCACAAAGUGCCAAAAUCACAGAGCUAGCCGAUGACGACAUGGAAACAUAUUUCCAAGCUCUAGAUGCUGAACUAUCGUCAUCGAAAGUAUAUGAAUCAUUCGUUCGCUCACCAGGUCAAAUACUUGGAGACAGUGAAACGGAUCUUGGAGAUAAUCUAAACGUGAAAAAUGAUGAGAAUAAUGAUAGCGACGAAGAGUUGAAUAAACCUGUUGACAUUAAUUUAAACUUGGCAAAGAAUAUUUUGGAAAGUUUUAAAUCACAAGAAGGAUUGCCGGGGCCUGUAGGAAAUAUGCUGGGAAGAAUGGGUGUUGGUGUGAUUCCCGUGGAUUCGGAUGAUGACGAUGAUUAUGUGGAGUCUUCCGAUGAAGAUGAAUAG
Molecule: messenger RNA, 1253 nt
Organism: Acaulospora morrowiae
Lineage: Eukaryota; Fungi; Glomeromycota; Glomeromycetes; Diversisporales; Acaulosporaceae
Source: the annotation of a GenBank genome assembly